Molecule: messenger RNA, 432 nt
Organism: Colletotrichum higginsianum IMI 349063
Lineage: Eukaryota; Fungi; Ascomycota; Sordariomycetes; Glomerellales; Glomerellaceae
Exons: 1
Coding region: 1-432 (143 amino acids)
Source: RefSeq, a predicted model, not a curated record
AUGACGUCCGCUGACACGGUCAGAUCAGAAGCGGCCAAGGGCACCAUAGAAAGACCGAACACCAACGCCGGGUAUAAGUACACCCAUGACCACAUGAUGCGGUCUGAAGCGGCGCUAGGCGCAGACACCCCCGAAACUUCGAAAGUCCUCAGCCGCCUCCGUAGUGUUCCGGGAACAUGGGUUCUGUUUGUGAGCAAGCCGAUAUUGAAACAGUGGGAAGAAUGGAUAAUGCUCUUAGUCAAAGCGGACAUAGAGAACCACAAACAACAAACGCCGUGGCUCCCCUGGCGCGUAGGCGCAUGGCGCAGCACUGAGAAACCGACACAACCGAGUGACCGGGGUUUGCCUCCGUACUCCGUGCGGGCUGGUCUGCCCGUCCCGGUGCCCGGUGCCGAAUCGGCAGCGCAUGCCGGACCGCUGACGUUCGGAUGA